Molecule: messenger RNA, 1941 nt
Organism: Cannabis sativa
Lineage: Eukaryota; Viridiplantae; Streptophyta; Magnoliopsida; Rosales; Cannabaceae
Product: stemmadenine O-acetyltransferase
Exons: 1
Coding region: 350-1735 (461 amino acids)
Source: RefSeq, a predicted model, not a curated record
AAUAUCACAAUUUUUUUUUAUAUAAAAUAUAGCUCAACUUUAACAUAAUAAGUGGCGAAGAGAUGGAGGAAUAGACUUAGCCAUACAAACUCAAUACAAUCAAUCACUCUCCUAAGUAGUUGACAUAAAACAAUUAAUCACUUUUAGUCAGAUCUAAUUACAAACUCGAAACAAUCAAUCACUCUCCUAAGUAGUUGGGAUAAAAUAAUUAAUCACUUUUAGUCAAAUCUAAUUCAUGCAUGUUGUUACUUAGUAAGCUCUAUAAAUAACAACAUAAACUUUGAGCUAAUUACACUUAAAAAACGACAAUAACCAAAUAAAGUACUUUUUUAGGUGGUUAUUUAUUAACAUGGAUAAUAUGAUAAAAGUUGAGAUUUUGUCAAGAGAAUUAGUAAAACCAUCAAAUCCAACUCCUUCACACCUUAAAGAUUACAAACUCUGUUUUUUAGAUCAAUUCAUACCUGAAACUCACGGCGGAAUCACCUUCUUUUACUCUUCCAAUUCCCAUUUUCUUAAAUCUGAUCAAAACGACAACAAAAACUAUUGUCGUAUUCUCAAAAAAUCGUUAUCCGACACCUUAACGGAUUUUUACCCAAUCGCAGGGCGAUUUAGAGACACGUCAACAAUCGAUUGCAACGACAAUGGAGCUUGUGUCGUUGAAGCCAAAAUCAACUCGAACCUCUCUGAUUUUCUCACUAGGGUUAAUCAGACAAAAGAUAUUCACACACUUUUGGGGAAAUUGAUUCCCACUUUGGAUUCGGAAACCAUGGAAUUAGCUUCCAAAUGUAUGUUGAUCGCUCAAAUCACUGUAUUCAAUUGCGGUGGAGUUUCGAUCAGUUUCUGCCUUGAACACCGAUUCUGCGAUUUCUCCUCCGUUAUGGUUUUCCUCAACAGCUGGAGCGCCAGAUCCAGAGGCGGCGAUGGAAAAAUCGUGCUCCCUGAUUUUGUCGGAUCGGAUUUUCUUCCGCCGCAAGACAUGCCUCCUCUACCACCAUACCACAAUAAUAAUCCAUUUGAGAAUCGAAACACAACGAGGCUGGUCUUCGAACCUGCAAAAAUCUCAGAUCUGAAAUCGAGAUAUUUCACAGAGAUCUCCGAUCAGAACAAGAAAAUCUCUCGAGUCGAAGUGGUUCUUGCUCUAAUUCUGAAAUCGGCAAUCUCCGCGGCUCGAUCGUCUUCAUCGAUUAAAAAAUUGGAAGGAGCAGAUCUCACGAAAUCUUUGCUAUUCCAAGCGGUGAACUUACGGAAGAGGACUGAGCCGCCAUUGCCGGAAAAUGCGAUGGGGAACCUCUUCUGGUUGCUUCCGGUGAUGAUAAAGGAAGAAGAGAAGAAGAAUAUUGAGUUUCAUGAGAUAAUUAACGAGAUGAGGAGGGAAACGACGUCGUUUUUGGACGAAACGGUUAGGAAAAUCAAAGGCGACGAAGAAGGGAUUGGAUUGGUUUUUAAGUCGGCGAAAGAGAAAAAAGAGAUUAUGGAGAGUGUCGGUGACGUGGACACGUAUUUCUGUUCUAGUUGGUGUCGUUUUCCGAUUUAUGAGAUGGAUUUCGGGUGGGGCAACCCGGUUUGGGUGAGUAGUGGAUUUGUGUCGUCGCUGAACUUGAUAGUUAUGGAGGAUACUAAGUGUGGUGAAGGAAUUCAAGUUUGGGUUUCUUUGGAUCCAAAAGUUAUGGCCAUAUUUGAACGAGACCAUGAAUUGUUGUCGUUUGCUUCACUAAAUCCAACUAUCAUGGCCUAGUUAAUUUAGUUUCGGUGCAAGUGCAUGCAUGCAACGUUGGUACGUUGGUACGUAGUUGCUUGUGGGGUCAGUUUUGGUUUUCAGCCAAUUAAGAUCACGAUAAAAUAUUAUAUUAUUAUUGAAUACUAGUUGUGUGUCUAACACGUUUACGUGUCGUUUUAUAAUUGAUUAGCGAUAUUUUUUAAAAAUUAUUAUACAAAAUUGUA